Anarrhichthys ocellatus (wolf-eel) is the source of this 1842-nucleotide messenger RNA. RefSeq names its product chromosome unknown C5orf63 homolog (gene cunh5orf63). The record is from RefSeq and is a predicted model, not a curated record. The transcript is spliced from 3 exons. NCBI's taxonomy places the organism in Eukaryota, Metazoa, Chordata, Actinopteri, Perciformes, Anarhichadidae. The coding region runs from base 865 to 1179 and encodes 104 amino acids.
CAAGUACAUAGAUUACUACAGGAGUAGAAGAAGAAGAAGAAGGUGGGACAUCUCUCAUGAUGUCAUUCUUUCAUCUCUCAUUGGAUGAAACACAUACGACAAACAACAGCAGAAGUUUAUAAGGAAAUCGACACUAAGUUACUACUUUAAGUUAGUCUUUGAGUCCCCACGUCAUCACGAACUAGAGUCUGAGUCCCCACGUCAUAACGAACUAGUCUUUGAGUCAUCACGAACUAGAGUCUUUGAGUCCCCACGUCAUCACGAACUAGAGUCUUUGAGUCAUCACGAACUAGAGUCUUUGAGUCAUCACGAACUAGAGUCUUUGAGUCAUCACGAACUGGAGUCUUUGAGUCCCCACGUCAUCACGAACUGGAGUCUUUGAGUCCCCACGUCAUCACGGACUGGAGUCUUUGAGUCCCCACGUCAUCACGAAGUGGAGACUUUGAGUCAUCACGAAGUGGAGUCUUUGAGUCAUCACGAUCUAGAGUCUUUGAGUCAUCACGAACUGGAGUCUUUGAGUCAUCACGAACUGGAGUCUUUGAGUCAUCACGAACUGGAUUCUUUGAGUCAUCACGAACUGGAGUCUUUGAGUCAUCACGAACUGGAGUCUUUGAGUCAUCACGAACUGGAGUCUUUGAGUCAUCACGAACUAGAGUCUUUGAGUCAUCACGAACUAGAGUCUUUGAGUCAUCACGAACUAGAGUCUUUGAGUCAUCACGUCAUCACAAACUAGAGUCUUUGAUUCCUCAUUGGACAGCCUGAGACAUAUUUCAUUACGACUUUCCGUCCUGCUCUGUGAUUGGUCGGCUGGAAGCUCGGUGGAUUUUUGAGGUCAGUAACAUUUUAUUUGUUUUCUCAGAUCAAAUGUUUCUCCUGAGACGACCUGCAGCUCUGCAACCUUGUAUCUCCAGACUGUUUUCUACUUUACCUACUCUGACUCUAUUUACUAAGGAUCCGUGUCCUCUGUGUGAUGAAGCUAAUGAAGAGCUGGAACCUCUCAAACACAGAUUUGUCUUCCAGCAGGUGGACAUCAGUCUCCCAGAGAACAGAGCGUGGUGGGACAGUUACAGGUGGGACAUACCUGUCUUCCACCUGAAUGGACAGUUUGUGAUGAAACACAGAGUGGACGUUGUCCUGCUGGACAAACUGCUGCAGGACGCCGAGACGCAGGAGACGUGAUGCCAGUUCAUGAUCAAUACUCAAUAAACACAACUGAUUCAAUAGAUGUUUCUCUUCUGCGUCUUCUUCCGGGUUCAUUACAUAAAACCAAUCGGAAUGGCCGCUCCGUGUGAUGUCACAACUGUGGAACGAAUUAUAUUCAUUAUUUAGGUGUUGGUGUCCGCCAAUCAGGGUGGAGGAUCAUUAGUGAUGUCACUGUGAUGAUGUCACUGUAAAAAGAAAAAUAACAUUUCUAUAUUGUAUUCUGAGCCCUCAAACCAACACCUGAGUCACCUGAUGCUGUGAGCUCAUCAAUAUUUAACCUACCAAUGGUUCUCUGUCUCUGGCUGUCAGCCAAUCACAGCAUGACGGCUGUGGGGGGGUGUAGAGUGUGCUGGUUGUCAUGUGCAGACCGUCAGGUGUGCUUUUUGUGAGCUGAAGGUGUGUUGAUGGCGUCUAGCAGCUUCAGUAGAGCUGAAGAUGUUCAGUUUGCUUUGCAGAGAGCCAAGAAUAAGAUCAGCAACCUACAGAGACAACUGAACAGCAAGUAAGUUAAAAAAGUUAAAUAUGUCUUUAAUGUUACAUCUGUAACAACUGAAGAACAAGAUAAGAGUUAAAUAAAGCUGCAAGCAGCAUUGAUCGGGCCCUCGCAACUUCACGCACGUCGAGUGUACUGGCAGGACU